CAUUUUGGUUCAAGUCAAAGCUGAAAAGGGACAAAGUGGAUUGUGUUCGGACCCAGGCCCAGGCCGCGCACAGUUUCACAAGGACGAUGUAUCGAGGAGCUGCGACGGCGACAGAGUCCUUUAAGGGAUCAGGCCGUGGGCCUUACCGCAGCAGAGGCUUUGAUCGUGCCACAGCUGCAGCGCCAGGCCGUGGUGGCCGGUCCUAUCGCCGUGACUACCCGUCGCAUGAAGCCUCCGUGGAGCAAAGCCAAAAGCUAGAGACACAGAGCGACUCUGUGUGGAGCAAUACCUUGAUCUCCAGCGGUACUGGAUGCAAGUGGGCAGACCAGGAUACAGGAGAUGAGGUUUGGUCAAGUCCACCGGCACAGGAGACCACCCUGAGCAACCUCGAGUGCCGCAUCGAUGCUAUGUCCCAGGAGUUCAUAGACAACCUGCGCAAGUUGGGCGAGAAGGGAAAUGAGAAGUUCGACCUCAUCUUCUCCAUCCUGACCGAGCUACAGAAUCGACAAGCGCAGCUUGAGGAGACGGUCCGGGUGCUCCAAAACCAGGUGAAUGCGAGCUACACCAGCUGCACGGUAGGCAAUUCCACCUCCAUGGACGGAAACAUGAACGUCAGUAACAAUUCGACAGAAGGAGCUCCAGGCAACGGAACAUCGUGUGCCAACAACAUGGCCCAGAUGAACAACGUCAUGGUGGUUUGUCAUCCAAACGGCAUGAUGCAACAGAUGCCGCAGAUGAUGUACGCGGUCCCCAACAUGAUGACACCAAUGACCUUCAUGGGCCCAGGAUCUGAAAUGUCCAGCCCAAGUGGCACCAGUGGAUUUGUUUCCACUGGGCAGGAGAGCGGCCGUGUUAGCCCUGAAGCGCAGAAGACGUCCUCAGAAGCCAGUCAGGAGAAGUCCACAGAGGCUGAUUGAUGUCAAAGAGGUGGUUCACCAUGAGAGGCAGUUGGCCCGGACUUUUGCUAUUCUGAUCCGCAGGGCCAUUUUGGACCCUACUUUUUGCUGGGAUCAAAUUCACUCUCUGCAGUUCCUGACUCAACUUGCUUCCUUGUUUCGUCUCAUCUUUGCUUCGAACAAGGGCAUCUUUUUCAGAAUGCCGCUUUGGCAGUGAUGCUCCUUGCCGAGCGGCAACUCUGGUACAAGAAAAGUGCGACCUGGUCGCGCUACGCCCCUGCCAGAUGUAAGCUGUGAUUGACAUGUAUACUCUC
Durusdinium trenchii is the source of this 1210-nucleotide messenger RNA. The record is from the annotation of a GenBank genome assembly. Lineage: Eukaryota; Dinophyceae; Suessiales; Symbiodiniaceae.